Messenger RNA from Terrapene triunguis (Three-toed box turtle), 5078 nucleotides. It is a transcript of the gene AXIN1, whose product is annotated as axin 1. The transcript has 9 exons. Bases 83 to 2599 code for a protein of 838 amino acids. The record is from RefSeq and is a predicted model, not a curated record. Gene Ontology annotation, biological process: negative regulation of canonical Wnt signaling pathway. Lineage: Eukaryota; Metazoa; Chordata; Testudines; Emydidae.
AUUCAUUCUGGAACUACUGAUACUGGUGUUUUGAGACUAAGCCUGUUCCCUCAUUGUUCCUGUGCAAGCAGGCACCAUAAAAAUGAAUAUCCAGGGGAAAGGCUUCCCUUUGGAUCUUGGAGGAAGCUUCACCGAAGAUGCUCCAAGGCCACCGGUCCCUGGUGAGGAGGGUGAGCUGGUUUCUACAGAUCCAAGGCCAAUCAGCCACGGCUUCUACUCUGGUAAAAGUGACGUGAUUAAAAAUGAGACUUCUACAGCAACACCGAGGCGCUCUGAUCUGGAUUUGGGGUAUGAACCUGAGGGGAGUGCUUCUCCAACUCCACCCUACCUGAAAUGGGCUGAGUCGUUGCACUCCUUGUUGGAUGAUCAAGAUGGGAUAAAUCUGUUCAGGACUUUCCUGAAGCAGGAGGACUGUGCAGAUUUGCUGGACUUCUGGUUUGCCUGCAGUGGCUUCAGGAAGUUAGAGCUCUGUGUCUCCAAUGAGGAAAAGAGGCUCAAAUUGGCUAAAGCUAUUUACAAAAAAUACAUUCUGGACAAUAAUGGGAUAGUAUCCCGGCAAAUCAAACCAGCCACAAAAAGCUUCAUAAAAGAUUGUGUCAUGAAACUGCAAAUUGAUCCUGACAUGUUUGACCAGGCCCAAACUGAGAUUCAGUGCAUGAUCGAAGAUAAUACCUAUCCUUUGUUCCUUAAGUCAGAUAUUUAUUUGGAAUAUACAAGGACAGGUGGGGAAAGUCCUAAAAUUUAUAGUGAUCAGAGCUCAGGAUCUGGGACAGGAAAAGGACUGCCUGGAUAUUUGCCUACUCUUAAUGAGGAUGAGGAGUGGAAGUGUGACCAAGACAUCGAAGAGGAAACCAGCCGAGAUUCAGCCCCAUCCAGCAGGCUUACUCAGAAGCUGCUUUUGGAGACAGCCACCCAACGUGCCACAUCAACCAGGCGAUAUAGCGAGGGAAGAGAGUUCAGGCAUGGGCCAUGGAGAGAGCCAGUUAACCCUUACUAUGUCAACACAGGGUAUGCUCUGGCACCAGCCACCAGUGCGAAUGACAGUGAGCAGCAGAGCAUGUCUAGUGAUGCAGACACCAUGUCGCUGACAGACAGCAGUGUAGAUGGGAUCCCCCCGUACAGACUCCGAAAGCAGCAUCGCCGAGAGAUGCAGGAAAGUGCCAAAGCAAAUGGACGUGUGCCACUACCUCACAUUCCUCGUACGUACCGAAUGCCAAAGGAUAUCCAUGUUGAACCACAGAAGUUUGCUGCAGAGCUGAUCAAUCGCCUGGAGGAAGUACAAAGGGAACGUGAAGCAGAGGAGAAAUUAGAGGAGCGCCUUAAACGUGUUCGAGCGGAAGAAGAAGGUGAGGACGCAGACAUCUCUUCUGGUCCUUCAGUCAUUAGCCACAAGCUGCCUUCCACCCAGGCCUUGCAUCACUUCACUCCUCGUUACUCUGAGAUGAGUUGUGCUGGGAUGCAGCUGCGAGAUGCUCAUGAAGAAAAUCCGGAGAGCAUUCUCGAUGAACAUGUACAGCGAGUAAUGAAAACUCCAGGUUGUCAGUCCCCUGGACCUGGCCGCCAUUCACCUAAGCCCCGGUCACCGGAAAGUGGCCAGGCUGGAAAGAUGCAAGGGACAAUACCUCCAGGGCAUGGCAAGCAUGCAACAAAAUCAGGAAUGAAACUGGACGCAGCUAACUUAUACCACCAUAAACAUAUCUACCACCACAUUCAUCACCACAGUGUGAUGAAACCGAAGGAGCAGAUUGAGGCUGAAGCCACUCAGAGAGUGCAGAACAGCUUUGCUUGGAAUGUAGAUUCACAUAACUAUGCAACAAAAUCCCGGAACUACACUGAAAGCAUGGGCCUGGCUCCCAACCCUGCGGAUUCCUUGGGCUACAGUGGGAAAGCGAGUCUGCUCUCAAAAAGAAAUGUCAAGAAGACUGAUUCAGGGAAAAGUGAUGGUGCCAACUAUGAGAUGCCCGGAUCUCCUGAGGACGUGGAGAGGAACCAGAAAAUCCUGCAGUGGAUCAUCGAAGGAGAGAAGGAGAUCAGCAGGCAUAAGAAAACAAGCCAUGGCUCCUCAGGUGCCAAGAAGCAGCUGGCCCAUGAUAUGCCCAGACCUCUCUCCAUCGAGCGCCCUGUCGCUGUGCACCCCUGGGUCAGUGCCCAGCUCAGGAACAUCGUCCAACCUUCUCACCCGUUCAUUCAAGAUCCUACCAUGCCGCCCAACCCAGCCCCCAACCCUCUGACGCAGCUGGAAGAAGCACGCAGGCGACUGGAGGAAGAGGAGAAGAGGGCUGGCAAACUGCCCCCCAAACAGAGGUUGAAGCCUCAGAAGAGACCAGGCAAUGGCGCUUCCCAGCCAUGCGAGAAUAUCGUGGUCGCAUACUACUUCUGUGGAGAGCCCAUCCCUUAUCGCACCUUGGUCAAGGGGCGCGUGGUCACGCUGGGACAGUUUAAGGAGCUGCUCACCAAGAAAGGGAACUACAGGUAUUACUUUAAAAAAGUGAGCCAUGAGUUUGACUGCGGAGUGGUGUUUGAGGAGGUGCGUGAGGAUGAGGCCACCCUGCCCAUCUUUGAGGAGAAGAUCAUUGGAAAGGUCGAGAAGAUUGACUAACAGGAGAGCCAAGAGGCCUGGGAAAGAUUUUGGAAAUCUCAGCAGUCUAGAGCAGAUCCAGAGUCGGUGCUCUGGGAGGCACAGAUCCCUCGGUACUGGGCUGACCCAGGCUGAGGGAGGCACCUCGAUCCCUCCCGAGGACUUCCAGGAGCUACGCGUUGCCAGUGGGAGGAGUUCCACCACACAGACUUGCCGGUGGGAUCCCCGCCGGGCUCCCUCUCCAGACAGAAUAUUACGUGUAUUGUAGCAUUGUACAGUUGCAUUAGAAAGUGUAAUAUGACCUUGUUUACUAAAGCUGCAUAUUUUUGAUAUAUUGUAAUAAAAGGAAAAUCUUUCCAAUGUCACAGUGCUCUUAUGUAAAUGUAAGACAUACAGGUACUUCGGAGCUCACCCAGCGUGUACAGCCAUCUGUCCAGCUCGGCAUGGAGCCUUGCCUUCAUCUGACCCUCCCCGUGUCCUGACAGUGGAUGGCUUUUAGUUGAUGCUACUGUGUGUGUGUUGAGGUGGAGAACUCCCUCGGGGAAGUCCACACAAGCUGCUAUCUCAGAUGCUGAUAUGGAAGCCCACACUUUGGCUGGCUCACGCUGACAGUACAAAGGCCACAGUAGUGCAGGGUUGAAAAUCUGGGUUUAUGACAUUUUAACAAGCCACUUUUAAUCUGUUAACCUUGCCCAUGUUUUAAGCCACCAGAUCUCCUAGGAGCUUUUUCUCCAAGCAUUCUUGUGACUGAGUAAGCAUUGGAGGAGAGGGUUUGUAUUUAGGAGCUCUUAACACAGUGGUCUUUUGUUAGAGCACCUACUGCGGCUGGUUGUCACUGGAGUCCAUAAGUGUCUGGUUCCUGCAACUCAGGUGCGUCCCAGUGAGUGUUAGCUACAGUCCAGCCAGGAGGGGGCACCCGGAGCAUGGUGCGCCAGGGUUAGGGUUGGGAUCAGCAGGUACCAUUUUGAUGAGAGCUUUCUUUGUGAAGUGCCGUCUCCUGCUCUUUUCUCCGCAGAUCAGAGGUGAUAGUUGGAGAAGUCUGGUGACGCCUGCUCCCAGCCAUAAGCCUUUCCCGAGCGCGUGCUUCGCCGGAGGGCUGUCAUCGUAUGUAAUUAGCAAUCAAAGAGAGCCCUCCAUUCAAGCCUCUUGCUUCUUAAGACUUAGAAUGUAACAUCCCGCGAGGGGGGUUGCUAGGCUGCAGAUGGUAAUAAUUUGUCGUGCUGUGGCAUGGCAUGUCAGCCCUGCCAAUGCUGAGACCUGACGUGGUCAUGGGAGUCUUAGCCAGAGCAAAUGUAGUGUAGAGGGAAAACCACUUGGAAACUUGCAGUUUCUGUUCCACGCGGCCAGGAAAGGAGAGAAACCUCACCAUGGGCUCUGCAGGUUGAUCUCUUCUGGUAGCACUGCUGCCAAUAUCUGAAUCCUCUGAGAAAGGGUGCUCUGAGAGACUGUGGUAAAUAGAGCUGUUUCUGCCUGUUUCCCCCUCGAUGGGCACAUCUAGGACCAUUUAUCAUCAGUAGAGCUGACCAGGAGUCUCCCGGGAGGAUACAUCCCCUAAGGAGAGCAGUCACCCUGGCUGCAGAGACGACAGGAUCCUCAGGAAAGGUUCCCAAAGGGCCAGUGUUUAUUCAGAAACAAGAAUGCUGGGGGCUCAGACUCCAAAGCGAUUGUUGUUUAAAUGUGCUCCCCACUGAGCACGCCAGACGGUCCAGGACACAGCCCGGAGCCUGCUGCUUCUGCCAGCAGCUGUCUUGUCCCUGCACCAUUCUGCAGGCCUCUUCACCGACCAGCUGAGCUCUCUUAAUCCGCCACACUGUGGAUCAUCCCUGCUCCUGAGUCCAGUGUAAAUAUUUGUCAAUUAAAUCACUCGGUGACCCAGACCCCCUUCAGAUACCAGGCCAUGCCCCGCCUGCAGAUCAGUGGGUCCAUUUCUGCCCCACAGUCAGGGUGUGAAGGCUUUCACAUCAGCACUGACUCUGGCCACGGUUGUUCUUCUGUUGUGUGUUCUCAGCUCUACUCUUUCUGUUGGCUGCAGCGUUGCUAGGCGCAGGCGUGGUGAUGACAGUCAGAGGUGAUAUAGUGGGAUAGGCCUGCGUGAUUGUGUACCCGCACAGGUAGGUUUGCCUCUCAGUAUAUUGUAUAUGUCACAGAGUGCCUUUUGAACACGGUUCUGUAACUUGCCUAUCACUAUGUGAAGUCCAGCAAAUGAGAAAUUGUUUUCAUCCAGGGAACUGCAUUACAAACAUUUUUCUUCUUCUUUUUUUAAGUUCGGAUUGUAUUCUGUGUCUGGUGAGAUUGUUAAUGUACCCGACAGCCACAGGUUUUCCAUUUGCCCUUGUUUCUGAAGGGUUCCACUGUAAAUAUGUACAUUUUCUAACCGCAGCGUCAGCCGCCAGCGGCAUGCCUACAAACGGCGUCUCCUGAGCGUUUUCAUGUGCUGACUUGUACAAUUAUCUUUUAAAAGGUACUUGGAUAAUAAUGAAAUAAAAAACCCAACAUCCAA